AUGGCCGGACCAGGCGAUGUGACAUUCCCGGGGCCCCUCUUGGGCGCCGAGGCGCACCGGCCCCCACCGGCCCUCGGAGUCGCUAAGGAGCUGUCACAACACAUUAGCAGCUGGCUGCAGUCGCCCUCUGGCACUUCCUCGCGGUGCGGACCGCCGGUUCGAGCCGGGGUCGCCCACGGUGCCUACUGCUCGCCUAAUGAGGCUGGCAGCUUGUUUAUGCGGUGCCGUCUUGUGAGGAGUCAGAGCCCGGAAUGUUCCCUGGGCCGGGAUCACGGCACCUCCAUUCCUGACCUCUUGAAUUUCCCCGAUUUCCCAGGCGACGGACUGGACAACGUGGCGUCGCCGAGCACAGGGGACGACGACGACCCCGACAAGGAGAAGAAGCGCAACAAAAAGCGGGGGAUCUUCCCCAAAGUCGCCACGAACAUCAUGAGGGCUUGGCUCUUCCAGCACCUGACGCAUCCGUACCCCUCGGAAGAACAGAAGAAGCAGUUGGCACAGGACACGGGACUCACUAUACUACAAGUGAACAACUGGUUCAUUAAUGCACGACGGAGAAUAGUACAGCCCAUGAUCGACCAGUCCAACCGAGCAGUCAGUCAGGGCGCGCCCUACAACCCCGACGGGCAGCCAAUGGGAGGCUUCGUCAUGGACGGCCAGCAGCACAUGGGCAUCAGACCGCCUGGGCCCAUGAGCGGAAUGGGUAUGAACAUGGGAAUGGAGGGACAGUGGCACUACAUGUAACCGUCAUGCUAAGCCCCCACAAGCCAGGGGGAUGGCAGCAGGGCAUGCCAGGGAACGGUGUCUGACGGGCAUCUGUACGGGCAAGAUGAACUACACCCCCUCUCUGAGACGCCCCCCCCUUCCCCCGCGCUCUGCCCUUCUGUGGCACACGCCGUCCUGGGACAUGCCCGCCACCACCAUGUCACCCCCCUGAUGUCAAUGCACGGAGGACUGACCCACUCUGCCAUGCCCACCACU
Molecule: messenger RNA, 981 nt
Organism: Paramormyrops kingsleyae
Lineage: Eukaryota; Metazoa; Chordata; Actinopteri; Osteoglossiformes; Mormyridae
Source: RefSeq, a predicted model, not a curated record